Procambarus clarkii (red swamp crayfish) is the source of this 738-nucleotide messenger RNA. The record is from RefSeq and is a predicted model, not a curated record. NCBI's taxonomy places the organism in Eukaryota, Metazoa, Arthropoda, Malacostraca, Decapoda, Cambaridae.
AUGGGCAGGGGGCACUCACCAGUGGGUACUCCACCAGUGGGUACUCCACCAGGGGGUACUCCACCAGUGGGUACUCCACCAGAGGGUACUCCACCAGUGGGUACUCCACCAGGGGGUACUCCACCAGUGGGUACUCCACCAGAGGGUACUCCACCAGUGGGUACUCCACCAGGGGGUACUCCACCAGUGGGUACUCCACCAGAGGGUACUCCACCAGUGGGUACUCCACCAGAGGGUACUCCACCAGAGGGUACUCCACCAGUGGGUACUCCACCAGUGGGUACUCCACCAGAGGGUACUCCACCAGUGGGUACUCCACCAGAGGGUACUCCACCAGAGGGUACUCCACCAGUGGGUACUCCACCAGUGGGUACUCCACCAGGGGGUACUCCACCAGUGGGUACUCCACCAGAGGGUACUCCACCAGUGGGUACUCCACCAGGGGGUACUCCACCAGUGGGUACUCCACCAGAGGGUACUCCACCAGUGGGUACUCCACCAGGGGGUACUCCACCAGUGGGUACUCCACCAGUGGGUACUCCACCAGUGGGUACUCCACCAGAGGGUACUCCACCAGAGGGUACUCCACCAGAGGGUACUCCACCAGUGGGCACUCCACCAGUGGGCACUCCACCAGUGGGCACUCCACCAGUGGGCACUCCACCAGUGGGCACUCCACCAGAGGGGGUAAUGCGGGCACUCUGCCGACAGCACAGUUUAGUGCCAACAGACCACUGA